AUGCCUCGCCCUCAAGUUUUCUUCGACAUCACCAUCGGUGGAAAGGCUGUCGGUCGAGUUGUAAUGGAGUUGUACAACGAUAUUGUGCCGAAAACGGCUGAGAACUUCCGCGCUUUGUGCACUGGUGAGAAAGGAGUCGGCCAGUCGGGUAAACCCCUCCACUACAAGGGAAGCAAAUUCCAUCGUGUCAUCCCGAACUUCAUGCUUCAAGGUGGUGACUUCACUCGAGGAAACGGAACCGGAGGAGAAUCGAUUUAUGGAGAGAAAUUCAACGACGAGAACUUCAAGGAGCGCCACACUGGACCCGGAAUUCUCUCGAUGGCCAACGCUGGACCCAACACAAACGGCUCUCAAUUCUUCAUUUGCACUGUGAAGACUGAAUGGCUUGAUGGAAAACAUUGUGUGUUCGGUCGUGUCAUUGAGGGACUCGACGUGGUGAAGAACGUCGAAACAUACGGAUCACAAUCCGGAAAGACAAAGGCUGAAGUAGCCAUUGCUGACUGUGGACAACUC
Molecule: messenger RNA, 513 nt
Organism: Mesorhabditis belari
Lineage: Eukaryota; Metazoa; Nematoda; Chromadorea; Rhabditida; Rhabditidae
Source: the annotation of a GenBank genome assembly